GUCCAGUCAUGUCAUCCACACUGUGACAGCACGAGUCUGUCGGUUGAUGUUCUUUAUUGUUCCUGUGUGGAAGCCGUGCAAAGAAUUGGGGGGACAAGAUUGCUGGAUUCUUGGGUGCACACUAUCUCUUUCGAGAUCUUUCUUCCAUCUUUCAUGUCGUUGUAAGGUCAGCUACAGAACUUAGUUCAAUUGAAGGACAUGGAGACGCAUUUGACUUUUGACAACAGGGGGAAACAGCUUGGUAUACUGGUGAAGGAAAGGCUGACCACAGACCAGAACUUGCAACUGAAGGUUGUCGGCGUUUUGAACACAGUAAAUGGCGGCUUAGAAUACUGUGCAAAGCUUCGGAAGUUCUUUGGAGUGCCAAAGCCCCGUGCAAGAGUAGCCAAUACACUGCCAAAGGACUACUUCCUGAAUCUCAAAAGAAAGGGUCAGGUGGGCCUGGGUGUGACUUACCUUUCAGGCACUGAUGACAUCCUCACGGGUGUGGUAGCACAAAAGCAGUUCUUCUUUGGGCAAACGCUGAAUCCGUUCUCUUUAAAAGUGAAGGCCCAGGCCGACUACAACACACAAACGCAGCAGGUCGAUGGUGUGGGGCGAGUGCAGCUGAGCAAAACAGUGUACAAUUUCACAGACAUGCAGGACCUGCGUUUGGUGCUGGGCUGCAAAGCCCACAUUGACCAGAAGGGCAAGAUCACGCCGACGCCAUACGGACGCCUGCAGGAGAAUAAUUGGUCCCUCUUCUUCAACUUCCAGGGCUAUUGGGGUGUGCGGUAUGACUUGUGAUCUCUCUGGCGAUAUUCCAAGCCUUGUGUUUGAGCCCUUGCUGUGAGCUGUGCAUUGCUCACAAGGACAACGGCAGUGCCGGCGCAUGCUAAAGAAAGGGCAUGCGCGUGCCCUGGUUUAACACAGUUUACACAUAGUUAACCAGCUUGUUGUCCUGUCGGUGAUACCUUCUCGCUGGGGAGAGGGUUCAGGUGGCCGACUAGAAUGGCUAAUGAAUGUGGUCAUACAUUUCGUGACUUCCAGCCUGGGACAGACAUUCAACAUGCAUCGUUGGAUGUACCUUUGAUCUUUGUGCAACACCAAGUGAUCAAAAUGUUUUUUGGCAAAGAAACAAGGCUUGAGCACGGACAAUUGAGUUGGUCAUCAGGCGUCACUGUCGUUGGAGAGACUCGUGGUUGUCACAGAGCUCCGACACAUGAAGUCAUGGUGAUGGAUGAUUUGAAAUCUUUGGGAUGUGCCACCCCUUGCUGGAUGCUAAGAAAUCCUGCUGAUGCUCCCUGUGGCCUGCACCGAGUUGAUGUCACUGUAGCUGCCAGCGGCCAGCAGCUGGGUUAAUGGAUUGCACUGAAGCUGGCCAGGCCCUCGUGCAGCAGACCGACGCAUUCCUGAGCUGCACAGGCUUAAGGUCACCACACAUGCACAUGUGUUGUACGGUACAAUAUAUGGUGGCCCACCGGGGGACAUCAAACAUUCUGGAAGGGAGCCGGAUGUCAUUGAUGACUGUAAUCUAUUUUUGACCC
Coccomyxa subellipsoidea C-169 is the source of this 1526-nucleotide messenger RNA. RefSeq lists its product as hypothetical. Bases 199 to 786 code for a protein of 195 amino acids. The record is from RefSeq and is a predicted model, not a curated record. Gene Ontology annotation, biological process: regulation of monoatomic anion transport. Gene Ontology annotation, molecular function: voltage-gated monoatomic anion channel activity. NCBI's taxonomy places the organism in Eukaryota, Viridiplantae, Chlorophyta, Trebouxiophyceae, Coccomyxaceae. The transcript is spliced from 5 exons.